AUGAUAAUAUCGAGCUUUUGGAAAAGACUUUAUCAAGAGCCGAAGUUCCAUAGUCUGAGCACCGAAAUCCAAGAUGGCGAAGAAGAUGAGAUUGAGUCUGAAAGCCUUCUCAUGAAAACGAUCUUCGUCAAAAAAACGGCCUUAUCCAAUGUCUGUAUAAUUCUGACGGUUUUGAACAUCGUUGUUUUGAGCAUUACUAUCAUCCUAGUCCUGGGCACCAAGGGGGCUUUCUGGCAAAGUGAGAGGAACCCCAGUUUGAGGCAGGUGUCAUGGUGGUCUCCCAUUCUCGAUGACAUAACCAUUCCAGGUUAUUCAACGAUGCUGAACGGAACAUUUUUCCCCUUGCCAGAGGUUUCGAUUGCACGCGAGGAGCCCAGUACUGACAACGAUGCUAUUUGGGCUCAAUAUGAAAAGGUUUUGACACACGUCGUCACUCGCGAUCAGAUCGUCAAGCUGGGCAAGGAUCCAGAGACAGUCGCCUCCUUCGAUGAUAAAUACUGGGGAAUGGGUGACGAUGCUUAUAUGGUCCAGCUUGAUGUGAUGCAUCAAAUCCAUUGCCUUAAUAUGCUCCGAAAGGCUGCUUUUGCGGACUAUCCCGGGUAUGAGCCCAAAUUGGAUACUAAAGACAAGUUUUGGUGGAUCCAUCUUGGCCAUUGCACCGAGAUUUUACUUCAAAACCUGCAGUGCAAUGCGAAUACAGAAGUAUUAACUCUGGCUUGGGUGGAAGACCGCCGAGCGCCAUGGCCGGACUUUAGUGUGAACCGGAAAUGUCGCGACUUUAAUGCACUGGUAGACUGGCAGCACAAUAACGCUGUUGAUGCAGAUAAGUUCGAUGCAAUGCCAGUUCCUAAAAAUGCUUUUCUGUGGCCGGCGCCGUGGAAAAAGCAAGACUAUGAGCUUGGUGUCAAGCUGGGAGACCAUCAUCGGCAGGAGGGAGAGGAACUUGGUGAUCCACACGCGCAUCAUAGCCAUCAGUCUAUGAGAAACUGA
Penicillium verhagenii is the source of this 990-nucleotide messenger RNA. RefSeq names its product oxidase ustYa family protein. The transcript is spliced from 3 exons. Gene Ontology annotation, biological process: mycotoxin biosynthetic process. NCBI's taxonomy places the organism in Eukaryota, Fungi, Ascomycota, Eurotiomycetes, Eurotiales, Aspergillaceae. Bases 1 to 990 code for a protein of 329 amino acids. The record is from RefSeq and is a predicted model, not a curated record.